GCCGCGCACCGCGGACCGCUCGCUCCCCCGUCCGGCGGAGAAGGGAACUGCGGGGCACAGCGUCGCGCGCGCGGACGAGUCGCGCGACCGGAGCAGCUCCGCGCCGCGAAGUUCCCGCCCGGCGCUCGGACACGAAACGACUGUGAGCAGCGGGAGGGAACAGAAGAGACCUUCCGCGUUUCCGCUGAUCGUCAACACACAGCGGAGGCGCGCAGCCGCGCGCAGCCGCCCGCACCCCCUCCCCCUGCCUUGCCACGUCGAACCCACCCGGUUCCCCCGUGGAGAGAGGGGGGCUCCGCGGACGGCCACGGAGGGGCAAAGGCGCGCUCGCUUGCAGCCUCAGAGCCUGCUCUCGCUCCCAGCUCCUCUUCCUCUGUUCGGAUAGCGAGGUCGGGCGGAACUACUGCCUUCUUCUCCUCCAUUUGCGUCUUUCUCCUCUUUCUCCGCUCUCCUCUUCCUCACAUGUUACGAACAAGUUAAACUGUGCGCCUGUUUCAUACCGCCACGGCCACCGUGCUACCAAGUUGUGGAACCUGCGGCUGCGCAGACGGAGCCUACCGCGUGGUGCUUGGCUCCCCCAACCCCUCCGUAGUGCGCAGUUUGGUGCCGCUGUUUUGCAGUCGGAAGGUUGUUGGUUCGAAUCCUACUCCUGCUGUAAUACCUCUCGUUUCCAGCCAUGCAGCCCGCUGUCUCUCCUGUCCUGAUCUGCCUGCUGCCCUCGCUAGUUCUACUGCCCCGUCUAGUGAUCCUUAAGGACCUUGCGGGUGCUGAAGCCCUCCUUUCAGCUGUGGGGGGUGCCAGCUGGACCCUGGCGCUGCGCCUCUACCAGGCCAUGCGAGCAGACAACGUCCAGAACCCCGUGUUUUCCCCGCUUCUGCUGGGCAGCUCAUUGAGUGCUGUAGGCAGGGGGGCCAAGGGGACCACCGCAGGGCAGUUCCAGGACAUUCUUGGGGCCUCCAGUCUCCCAACCCCAGAGCAGGACAAAGCUCUGGCCUCCGUCUACGGUGCCAAUGGGACCAGCUUCAGACUGCACAGCUCUUCGGCUCUGUUUGCAGGCUCAGCCACUGCCCUCGAUGCGAGCUUCUUGAAAGAAGCCCGGACUCGGUUCAGGGUGGACCACGUAGUGCUGGGCUGGGAGGACAAACGGGCCACCCGAGAGGCCCUCCACACCUGGGCGAGGGGCGGCAUGGGCAAUGCCGACGCAGCACAGCUCACUGGGGAGCUGGAGGUCAAGUCAGGGGCUGUGGUCCUUGCCAAUGCCCUGAAUUUUAAAGGCUUCUGGGACAAAGGCUUUGAAGAUGAUGAGCAGGACCUCCGCAGUUUUCUUGGGACUACAUACACCAAGGUUCCCAUGAUGCAUAAGUCAGGCAUUUACCGUCAUUAUGAGGACAUGAAGAACAUGGUCCAGGUUGUGGAGCUGGGCCUCUGGGGAGGCCGUUCCAGCAUGAUCCUCCUGCUCCCAUUCCAUGCCGAGUCCCUGAUCCGACUGGACAAGAUUCUAACCCAGGAGCUGCUGGUAGAAUGGCUUGGGAAACUAACUGAGCAAAGCAUGGCCAUUUCCCUGCCCAGAAUGAGGCUGAACAGUGCCCUGAGUCUACAGAAAUACUUGUCUUCUCUGGGCCUGACUGAUGCCUGGGAUGUACAGAAGGCUGAUUUCUCUGUGGCGGCAGGCCAGGUGGCCAAUCUGGGCCGGCUACACCUGGGUGGGGUCCUCCACUGGGCCUCCUUGGAGCUGUGUCCCGAAUCAGGCCAGGACAACGGUCAGGUAGAAGAUAAGGCGAUAAAGAGGCCAAAGCUGUUCUAUGCAGACCACGCGUUUAUCAUCCUGGUGAAGGACAACACGACAGGUGCACUUCUGCUGAUGGGGGCGCUUGACCACACGAAGGAACCCAUGCUGCACGAUGAGCUGUAGACAUGCUGCUUUGAGGCUUGCACCAACUCUCGUGCUCCCACACACCCUUAGAAACACAAGCACUGACACCCUCGCUCUGACACAACUAACAGAGACUGACAGUUGUUCACAAACAGUGACGCGCUUAGAUGUUCACAAACUGUCGACAAGCUGACAUUCACAUUCAAAGUGAGACUCUGUGUUGUUGCCACAAUGGGGCUUCUUCAAAAAGCAUUAACAUCAAACUGUUCUUUUUUAAAAAUAAGAGGAAUAGAGGAUAAACACUGCCUUUCCUUUUGCCGUAACUAAAAUGUGAUUUAAUGAGAUGUUCGUAUUAUAGGGGUAAACCAUUUUUAAGGUGAUGUAGAAGCUUCACGAAUAACCUCAGCCGCUGACAUUGACAUAGGGGAAGCCCAACAGAAAUUGUGACACGGAUUGAGAGAGGAGACUACUGCAGUUUCUCUUCAGUAUAAGCCAUCAUGAUGAAGCAUCCCUACAGUCUCUUUCGAGGAGAGAUCACUACGUCAGAAGGUUAUCGAUGGGGGUGGCUUGUCUUUAUUAAAUUUAUUAAUGACUCACAUCCGCCAUUGGCACUGCAGCAUGUCAGUGGUAACCCCUUUCCCCAUUUAAUUUUCCCAGGAAUCGAUGGAGGCUGUGGCUGUCCAUGGAGCAUUUGUGCUGAGGCUUGUGACUAAUUGUGAAAUUUCUGUAUUGUUAUUGUUUAUUAUUUUUACAAUGGCCCUCAGCUUUAUUGAUUUGUUCUCAUUUGUAAAUGUUACCCCUGUUGUGGACAGCCUUAGUAAGGCAAAGAGGAGAAAACACAUGACUGAUCACUACAGGCGAAUAAACUGACAUCAGGCAGGGAGUGGGAAGAUGGAGAGGUGCUGUCAAGUGCGUUACACUGCAUCCAAGUGAUAUUUUAAUUGUACGAAAAAAAGGCAACUAGUGUUCAGGGCACUAAAUAGUUGGCCUGUCAAAUAAAGCUGUUAAUGUAAGAAUUAGUCUUGGUUGUGCGGUAAAUCUGUGACACAUGAGAGUUUUGAGGGAAUUAAAACUUCAUAAUGUGAUUUCUGAGUGAAAGCACUCAGUUAUAGAAUGGUGUAAUAUACA
Molecule: messenger RNA, 3001 nt
Organism: Scleropages formosus (Asian bonytongue)
Lineage: Eukaryota; Metazoa; Chordata; Actinopteri; Osteoglossiformes; Osteoglossidae
Gene: serpinh2
Product: serine (or cysteine) peptidase inhibitor, clade H, member 2
Exons: 6
Coding region: 677-1912 (411 amino acids)
Biological process (GO): negative regulation of endopeptidase activity; collagen fibril organization
Cellular component (GO): endoplasmic reticulum
Molecular function (GO): serine-type endopeptidase inhibitor activity
Source: RefSeq, a predicted model, not a curated record